GGGAGAGAUCUCAGACAUUUCUUCGCAUUUUCCUCUCUUUCUUUCUCGGUCCUCACUACUCGCACUCCCCCGCGCAACGGAUCUCAAAAUUUUCCGACACUUGCUUGGGAAAUACGGAGAUGGAGGGCACGCGAGAAAACAGAUUCUAUAGAACCAAACGGAAAUAUAAACAGAAGAAGGCUGACUUGGACACAGUGCUUCGGAAAUCUUGGUACCAUCUGCGGCUGUCGGUGAGGCACCCUUCAAGGGUCCCCACCUGGGACGCCAUCGUCCUCACCGCCGCCAGCCCCGAGCAGGCCCAGCUCUACGACUGGCAGCUCGAGCGCGCCAAGCGCAUGGGCCGCGUCUCCCCCUCCACCGUCACUCUAGCCGUGCCCGACCCCCACGGCCAGCGGAUCGGCUCCGGAGCCGCCACUCUCCACGCCAUUCACGCUCUCGCUGCGCAUUACCAGCACCUCGGCCUCCAUCUCGCCCCCGUGGCAGAAACCACAGACAAUGGCAGUUCCAACAAUGAAGUCCCCGUCAUGCCAAUGGUUAGCUUCAUGGCCAAAAAGCAUAUACUAUUGCUUCAUGCUGGAGGUGACUCUAAAAGGGUCCCAUGGGCAAAUCCUAUGGGAAAAGUUUUUCUGCCGCUUCCGUUUUUGGGAGCAGAUGACCCCGAUGGGCCAGUUCCACUGCUUUUUGACCAUAUACUGGCCAUUGCUUCUUGUGCAAGACAAGCCUUUAAAAAUGAAGGCGGUAUAUUUAUUAUGACUGGAGAUGUUCUUCCGUGUUUUGAUGCCUCCACCAUGGUACUUCCAGAGGACACAUCCUGCAUCAUCACUGUUCCAAUCACCCUAGAUAUUGCGUCUAACCAUGGUGUCAUUGUGGCAUCUCAAAGUGGGAUUACGGCUAAAAGUGUUUUGGUCAGUUUAGUUGACAAUCUUCUACAAAAACCCAGCAUACGCGAGCUUGAUGAGAAUAAGGCAAUUCUUGAUGAUGGUAGAACACUACUUGACACAGGAAUGAUAGCAGUUAGAGGUCAAGCCUGGGUGGAGCUUGUUAAGCUUGCGUGUUCCUGCCAACCAAUGAUUUCAGAGCUUCUGAAGAGCAGAAAAGAGAUGAGUUUAUAUGAAGAUCUGGUAGCAGCUUGGGUACCUGCGAAACAUGAGUGGCUGCAACGACGGCCUUUGGGUGAAGAACUGGUCAGCAGAUUGGGAAAAAACAAGAUGUUUAGCUAUUGUGCUUAUGAUUUGUUGUUCUUACAUUUUGGAACCUCAAGUGAAGUUUUGGAUCACCUAAGUGGGGCUGGUCCAGGACUUGUUGGCCGAAGACACUUGUGUUCCAUCCCAGCAACAACUGUUUCUGACAUUGCAGCAUCUGCUGUUGUUCUUUCAAGCAAAAUUGCACCUGGGGUGUCAGUUGGGGAAGAUUCUCUUCUAUAUGAUUCAUCCAUUUCUAGCGGCAUACAAAUUGGUUCUCAAUCUAUAGUUGUUGGUAUCAAUGUCCCAGGAGACAAUGGGAGGACAGCAGAAGAUUCAUUUAAGUUCAUGCUUCCUGAUCGCCAUUGCCUUUGGGAGGUUCCGUUAGUAGGAUGCACUGAAAGAGUUAUUGUGUAUUGUGGUCUCCAUGAUAACCCAAAAAAUUCAGUUUCUAGGGAUGGGACUUUUUGUGGGAAACCCUGGAAGAAGUUUUUUCAUGAUCUAUGCAUCCAAGAAAGUGAUCUGUGGGCCUCGACAGUUACGCAGGACAAAUGCUUAUGGAAUGCAAAGAUAUUCCCCAUUCUCCCUUACUUUGAAAUGCUUACUUUGGCAACAUGGUUGAUGGGCCUGAGUGACCAAAAAACCAAUUACUUGCUUCCCUUAUGGAAAAAUGCGCGCCGUGUCAGUUUGGAGGAGUUGCAUAGAUCAAUUGACUUCACAAAGAUGUGUAUAGGCUCCAGUAAUCAUCAAGCAGAUCUUGCAGCUGGAAUUGCUCAAGCAUGCAUUAAUUAUGGCAUGCUUGGACGCAACUUAUCUCAAUUGUGUAGAGAAAUUCUUCAAAAGGAAGUUUCAGGAGUCAAAAUAUGUAAGGACUUUCUGGAUAUGUGUCCCAGACUUCAGGAGCAGAACUCUAGGAUUCUUCCCAAAAGUCGAGCAUACCAGGUGCAAGUUGAUCUGCUUCGAGCAUGCAGAGAUGAAGCAAGAGCAUGUGAGUUGGAGCACAAUGUUUGGGCUGCGGUUGCUGAUGAAACGGCUUCGGCAGUAAGAUAUGGUUUUAAAGAACAUCUCUUGGAGUCUCCCAGCAACGUGUCUGGUUCAGCAUAUGAGAACAAGAAGUUUGAUGGCUGUGUUGAUAGAUCUUUCCACCCUAGAAUGAUAAAGGUUGAAUUACCUGUUCGUGUAGAUUUUGUUGGGGGUUGGAGUGAUACUCCUCCAUGGAGCUUAGAGCGUUCUGGUUGUGUUCUGAAUAUGGCAAUCAAUCUGGAAGGUUCUCUUCCCAUUGGCGCCAUCAUAGAGACAACAGAAACAGCUGGAGUAUCAAUAAGCGAUGAUGCUGGAAACCAGUUUCAUGUUGAAGAUCUUACCUCUAUUUCCGCUCCAUUUGAAAGCGAUGAUCCAUUUCGGCUCGUCAAAUCUGCAUUAGUUGUGACUGGCAUUAUUCAUGAUAACAUGCUUUUGUCCAUGGGCUUGCUAAUCAGGACAUGGGCCAAUGUCCCUCGUGGUAGUGGCUUGGGGACUUCUAGCAUCUUAGCUGCUGCUGUUGUGAAAGGACUUCUCCAGAUAACUGAUGGGGAUGACAGUAAUGAAAAUGUUGCUAGACUUGUUUUGGUAUUAGAGCAGCUUAUGGGAACAGGAGGUGGUUGGCAGGAUCAAAUUGGAGGUCUGUACCCUGGAAUAAAAUUUACCGCAAGUUUUCCUGGAAUUCCAUUGCGGCUUCAAGUCAUUCCCCUCCUAGCUUCUCCUCAGCUGACUCUAGAGUUGCAGCAACGCUUACUUGUGGUAUUUACUGGUCAAGUUCGACUUGCACACGAAGUUUUGCAGAAAGUGGUAACUAGAUAUCUUCGACGAGAUAACCUUCUUGUGUCUAGUAUCAAGCGUCUUGCAGAAUUGGCAAAGAUUGGAAGGGAAGCUCUAAUGAACUGUGACAUUGAUGAGUUGGGGGAAAUAAUGUUGGAGGCUUGGAGGUUGCAUCAGGAACUUGACCCUUACUGCAGCAACCAGUUUGUCGACCGCCUCUUUUCAUUUGCUGACCCUUACUGCAAUGGCUACAAGCUUGUGGGUGCUGGUGGUGGGGGUUUUGCAUUGUUGCUUGCCAAGGAUGCUUGCAGUGCCAACGAACUAAGGCAAUUGCUAGAAGCAGAUCCAAGCUUCGACGUGAAAAUCUAUGAUUGGAAUAUCUUUAAAGAGUAUUAAUUGUGAAGAGGGUUAUCAAAAGGUAUCAUAUUAGUUUUUUAGAUUGAUGGUUAUCUAUUCUUUAUUCUAGAUUAAGAUGCGUGUUCAAAUUGUUGAGGUGUCAUUCAUGUAAAUUCUGUAAAAUGAAAAACGAGAGGAAAACUACAGAAUGCGAGUAUUGUUUAAGCUCAAUAAAUUUCAGCAGUGUAACAGAUGUAUUGUGAUGUAGAAUUUGCAUGGAAAUACUUGGAAAAAUAAAGAAAAGUCAAUACAAUGACGGAAAUACCUCUGUAUCAAAAGAUCCUAAUUUGACU
Messenger RNA from Corylus avellana, 3667 nucleotides. It is a transcript of the gene FKGP, whose product is annotated as L-fucokinase/GDP-L-fucose pyrophosphorylase. Lineage: Eukaryota; Viridiplantae; Streptophyta; Magnoliopsida; Fagales; Betulaceae. Gene Ontology annotation, molecular function: ATP binding; fucokinase activity. Gene Ontology annotation, biological process: GDP-L-fucose salvage. The record is from RefSeq and is a predicted model, not a curated record.